Phyllotreta striolata is the source of this 909-nucleotide messenger RNA. The record is from the annotation of a GenBank genome assembly. NCBI's taxonomy places the organism in Eukaryota, Metazoa, Arthropoda, Insecta, Coleoptera, Chrysomelidae.
AUGUUCAGACAUUUAUCCACAGCAGCAAUUCCAACAUGCAUAAAAACAGUAGCAGUAAUAGGAGGAGGAAACGUGGGAACUGGCAUCGCCCAAGCGGCCGCUCAAAAUGCCCGGCAAGUCGUCUUGGUCGAAUUAAACCAACGAUCAUUAAAUAAAGCCGAAGAAACCAUUUACGAUUCACUAAAAUCCGAAGCCGAGAAAAUUUACGAAGGCAACGAGAGAAAUAUCGAAAAAUAUGUUCUGAAUACAACCCGAUUUAUCACAGGCACCACGGACCAUUCGGAAGCAGUUAAAGAUACGGACUUGAUCAUAGAAGCUAUACCGGAGGAUAUAGACGAGAAAAUUCGACUGUUCAAGCGUUUAAACGCGCUCGCGCCGCCGGAAACGAUAUUCGCGACGACCACCGACUCGCUUUCGAUCCGAAAACUGGCCGAGAAAUCGUCGAGAAUCGAACGGUUCGUGGGAUUGCAUUUCUUUCAUCCGGCGGCUUCUUCCAAGCUCGUGGAAAUCGUGAAAAAUUAUUGGACGAGCAGGGAAACGUUGGAAAAUACUACGGUGGUUUGUAACGAUUCUCCGGGUUUCAUCGUCAACAGAUUGCUACUCACGUACAUCACGGAAGCGAUCAGGAUGAUGGAGAGGGAAGAGGCCACGCGGAAAGACAUCGAUAAGGCCAUGCGUUCGAUAAUGGGCGAGAAUUUGGGACCAUUCGAGAUGGCCGAUCAGAUUGGACACGAUACUAUUACGAAAUUGGUUGAAGCUUGGAGAUAUCGAGAACCGGAAAAUAUGAUAUUCCAACCGUGUUCCUCGCAAAAAUCGUUGAUAGAAAAGGGCAAGUUGGGCGUAAAAAGCGGCGAAGGAUAUUACAAGUACGACGAUUUGAGUUAUUGGGUCUCCUUUCGUUUGAAGUAG